This is a messenger RNA of Drosophila eugracilis, 4295 nucleotides long. RefSeq lists its product as uncharacterized. Lineage: Eukaryota; Metazoa; Arthropoda; Insecta; Diptera; Drosophilidae. Bases 200 to 3712 code for a protein of 1170 amino acids. The record is from RefSeq and is a predicted model, not a curated record. Gene Ontology annotation, biological process: protein phosphorylation; cell surface receptor protein tyrosine kinase signaling pathway; positive regulation of kinase activity. The transcript has 5 exons. Gene Ontology annotation, molecular function: ATP binding; transmembrane receptor protein tyrosine kinase activity. Gene Ontology annotation, cellular component: signaling receptor complex.
UCUACAAAACAAUUGUGGAAAAGUGGGAAAACUCGCGCGCGUGUGUGUGUGUGUGAUUGUGUCUGUACGAAAACGAACAAUAGAAAACCAGAUAGAAAAUCAGCAGAGAAAACAAUCAGCCAAAGCAACAGCCAGAGCAGCAACUAUAAUUUUAGUACUUUUGUUUAUCUUUUUUUAUUCGGUAUAUGCUUCGGUUACGAUGUCGUUGAUGAAAAUCCAUCGAGGCAAUGAAUCAUUUUGCAGUUGCUGGUUGCUGUUGCUGGUGGCAUUGUUGUUGGCUGAGGCGGCAUCAGCAGCAGCGGCAGCAUUAAGUGAAACGCAGACGAAUGCAACUAAUGGUGCAAUUAGAGAGCCGCCUGUGCAACAGCAACAGCAACAACAGCAGCAGCAGCAGCAGCAGCAACUUCAACUGAAUGCGACCGCCGGCGACGGCGAAAGCCGAAAUUCAGCGGAAAUUUUCAGCCCCAGCGAUGUGGAUGCGGUUGGCGAUAAACCCACCACUUACAGGCCCUCGGGUGCCAACCGACCCUCGAUUGCACCAGUCAAUUCCGCUCAGGAUCGUGAGAGGAAGCUGAUGAAUGUGCUGGCGGCCCGUCGUACAGCUCUGCACAGAGGUGGCUUCCGCACCAGGAUAGGCACCACUGGACGAAGUGCCAUUUCGCCAUCGGCGGCAGUAGAGAGUACUUCCAAGGCACCCAGUGAUCCAAGAUCUGUGUGCAUUCGGAAUUGCACCAAGAACUUCACUCGCCGAACCACCGCCAGUUGCAUGCGACAAUGUGCCAACUUCACCCGCAUGGCAAUGGCCUCGAGUGGCAAUAGUUCGGUGGUGGUAAAGAGCUCUGGUUCCGUUAAGGCAGCCGCUUCUGCUGGAGAUCGAGAUACCAACGAGAUCCUCUUCAGUGAUGAGUCCUCCCAUGGACUCUUUGUGGUGGCAAAGGAGCAAAAUGCCACCGUGAAUCAUAUUGGAGAUGGUACCAAACCUCCAGUGAUGGGUAAGGGUAUACCCAGCAAAACCAACUCAAUGGAGGACGAUGCUGAGGAGGAGGAGGAUGAGCUUAAGCCAUAUGUCUACUUUGGAGCCAAAUUACCGCCCAUUCGUCCAGGUGGCUUGACCAUUAAAGCUGCUGAGGGAGACGAUGAACAUCCGCGCGUGCUGGAGGUUUCUGUGGCACAGAGCACCACCACCACCACGCUUACCACAUCUAGCACCACACCUGCCCCAGUUAGCACCAGCAGACCCACUGCCUCCACUCGAAGACCAUUAACGCCUGUAGAAAGAAGUCGCAGCAAAUACAAGUACCAUAUGAGGGAAAGGGGAUUGGUACCAGCAGCUGCCCCACCAGCACUGGCACCACCUGCCCCGCCUGUGAGUCGCACGAGGUAUGUGGGUUCAGGGAGACCCACAGCUGGACUGGCAGAUUCACUCCAGGAACUCAAGGAUACCGAAUCGGAAGUUGCCAAGCCGGUGGUGCGUAGGCUGGUGCAAAAGGUAUCACCCUCAUCUUCGACACCACUGAUUAUCACUGUACUGAGUGCAGAGGAGGAAACCACAGUGGGGCAGACGGAAGUUCUUCCUACAGAAGAAACCACCACAACGUCGACCACAACAACGGAGAAACCAUCCACAACAACAAGUACCAGUACAACCACAACGACGACAACAACAUCAUUACCGAGCACCACAAAGAGAACUACUACUACCACUCCAUCAACGACGAGCACAACGACCACAACCACUACAACGAGUAGUACCACACCCAGCACCACCACCACAAGCAGCACUUCAACCACUGCCAUUCCCACCACAACGAAAGUCAACUCCAUCAUAGAAAAGGACAAAGAGCUCAUCAGAGCCUUGGGACCAGCAUUGACCCAGGAGAUAAACAUCGAGGAUGCGAAUAACUUGAUCAUAUUCUGCAACAAUACCUCCGAUUGUGGGGUAACACCACGCACUCAGACUCAGCAAUCUCACACCACCGAUUCCAGUCCAAAGAUCUUGCGCACCACUGUCCUGACCUCGAUAAGAUCCACUGUGCAUCCAAGGCCCACUAGCACUAGUACGAGUACCACAACCACUACACCUACACCAGUGACAGUACCAUCUGGUGAGGUCUACAUAGGUGUUGUGGAGUCAUCUUCUUCGGUUCCUCCCUUGGACAUUAGCUCCACGGUGAUAGCCAAUGAAAGGGAUUUGAAUCUUGAGAUGAGACGAAUGAAUCUGGUCACCUUAGUUCUGGUGGCCGUGGGAGUGAUUCCCUUAGCUGCCAUUAUCCUCUAUUUAGUGCGCAACUACGUGGUGCGACGACGGGCCAAGCAAGGUGAGGUUUUCGACGUUUGCAUCACAGAUCAGCAGCCUAUAAGUCCAGUGAAGAAGGUGGACUCCAAGUACCAGGUGGAUGAUGAUGAUGAUGAGGUGGAUCAUCCGCAUCACCAGCACACGCAGCAGCAUCAUCAGCACCACCAGGCCAUGCCCAUGUCACAGGCGGCUCAGCGGGAUGCGAACCACAACAGAUAUAGUAAUAAUGAUGACAAGACAUCGUUGGCCAGUGAGUUCCAGGAGUUCGAAAGGAGUAAUAUUCGACUGAAGAGUCUUCUGGGUGAGGGAAACUUUGGUCAGGUGUGGAAAGCAGAGGCUGAUGAUUUGAGUGGACACUUUGGAGCCACUAGAAUCGUGGCAGUGAAGACAAUCAGAGCUUGUAGUGCCCAGGUGAGCCUCAAGGACGAGGCCAGCAUAAUGCGCAAGCUAGGCUCCCAUCAAAAUGUGGUUACCCUACUGGGAGCCUGUGUGGAAAGUGAACCCCACAUGCUUAUUAUGGAAUAUGCCAUGAGGGGACGACUUCUGUCCCUUCUGAGAGCAGCUAGAAGUGCCACAAACAUAUUGCCAGCCUCAGUGCCAGGCGGUCGAAGUCUGGCUCCCUUAUCGCCACGCACCUUGGCAGGGUUUGCCUUGGAUAUAGCUUGUGGAAUGGAGUACAUAGCAGGCAGAAGGGUUGUCCAUCGAGACUUGGCUGCUCGCAAUGUGCUCCUCGAUCACAAUGGCAUGUGCAAGAUCUGUGACUUUGGCAUGUCCAUCGAUCUGGAUGCAGAGCGAUUACGCAAGGAGCAGGAGAAGAAUGCAGCCAAUGAUCUGAUGCGCCACAAUGCCCACAAGUUUAAGUUUGACUUUGGGAGCAGAUACAUCCUCCAGCACUGGCAGCACACCUUUGGCCAGGGUCAGGGUCACUGCUCCAAAGAUCAUCCGCAUGGAGAGAAGAAGUCACACCAUGGUCACGAUACCAUUGGCAAACGCCAUGCCCUGCCCAUAAGAUGGAUGGCUCCGGAGAGCCUGCAAUACCAUAUGUUCACCACCGAAACAGACAUUUGGGCCUUUGGCAUCGUCCUGUGGGAGAUUGCCACUCUGGGCUCUACGCCGUACUCCCAGCUAACGGGACGCGAGGUCAUCCGCCGCGUGCCACAGGGUCUGAGACCCGAUCUUCCCAAGGAGAGCCGGCACGAGUUCUACAACCUGAUGUCCCGCUGCUGGCACAAGGAACCGCACAUGCGACCCUCAUUCGCCCAGUCGAGGCUGGAGAUCACCAGGUCACUGCACAAGUGGGUGGACGAUGAUUCGGCGGCGUCGGAUUACAUGGACGUGAGUGGGUUCAGUGAGGACUUGGAGCAUGGAGUGGUUUACUUUAACCACCGGAUCUCGGAGUUCGAAUGCGAGAUAUGACGCUGACUGAACCAACCCAUUCCCGGUCCAUGACCCUUCCUCCAACUAACUGUGCAUCUCAGCCACUGCAUCCACAACUCAUCCACCGCCCCACAUCAUCGCUUUUCUGCCCAUCUUUAGUUCUUUCGAAAUUCUCUCCUUACUUGAUGACGUGCUUGUCGAGCAGUAUUAUUUGUAUUUUAUUGUUAAUUUUCCAUUUCGAUACCCAAGAAAGUUUCUGUCAUUGUAAAUAUUUAUUUGUUGUUAAAAAACAAAACACGAAAAAUGCUUAUGAUUUACGAUCUAGGGCUUAUGAUUAAUUAAUGGCGCUACACCUAUGCCUAGUUUAAUAUUCGUCACUUAGUUCUUCUAGUCUGUAUCUGAAAAUCCCAUCUUCGAGUUGAGCUAUUUCCCUUGGACGUAGCCAAGAUUUGACUGCACAAAAGGAAACUUUGUUAUUCCCCCUCCCCAUCAGUUGUGAAAAAUGAAAAUCGUUGAUUUAGGCGUGCAGCGCAUAGGAUCUAUGUAAUUGUAUUGAUAUCUAGCUAUAGAAUUGUACAAAUAAAUUAAUUAAACACGAAAUAUAAUUAUGAUUAUUACACCA